UUCCGAGAUUGAUAAUACCCAGAGUAAGCUGGCGGACAUUGAUUUUGGCAACCACCAGCACCACCACCGAGCUGAAAUAAUUUUGUUCUAAAUUGAAUAUCCAUGAAAACGCACCAUUGAGAGGAACCAGCAAUCCGCUAACCGGAAGCUUUCUUCUAUCAAGUGUUACCAUGACAACAAACGCUUUAAUUCGAAUCAGGUCAAAAUCCAUUUCUGAUGUGUUCUCCAGUACUGAAUGGGAAGAGGACAAAGAGGAUUUGUUGCCAAAAAAGGAUAAUGACUACCGAAAAUCCGCAUUUGAAAAAUGGAAAAGCUCAUUCAAUUUGAAUCUUCUCGCCAAUGAUCAGCAAUUUGGAAGACGCACAAGUCGGGGAAACUCAAAAUUUUUUUCGAGACCGCCACUCCCAAGUAAUCCUCGCCCACGACGCCAAAGUCUAGCUGCAACACUUCGAAGAACUUCUAUAAAAGACGAUUUAAAGAAAAUUUGGGACACCCGCCGAGUAUCGUUGUGCAGUCUAAAAACUCAAAUCAAGGAUAAAAUGACUGGAAGAUCUCAUGAAAAUUUGGCAAACCGAGCAACUCAUUACUGCCAAAAAACUUCUUGUGAUCAGAAUCAAAAUGAGACCGAGGAGAGCUUAGACGAUAGUAGCCCUCCAGCAUUCUUCAUCGUCGACAAAAGUGUGUGGACACGGUCUUGAUAAAUACUCUUUCCCUGAUCUCUCAGUUUCCAAAAUUAUAUUUUCACACAUA
Molecule: messenger RNA, 750 nt
Organism: Caenorhabditis elegans
Lineage: Eukaryota; Metazoa; Nematoda; Chromadorea; Rhabditida; Rhabditidae
Gene: F02D8.1
Exons: 6
Coding region: 171-698 (175 amino acids)
Source: RefSeq, marked reviewed